Spathaspora passalidarum NRRL Y-27907 is the source of this 698-nucleotide messenger RNA. It is a transcript of the gene COI1, whose product is annotated as Coi1p. Lineage: Eukaryota; Fungi; Ascomycota; Pichiomycetes; Serinales; Debaryomycetaceae. The transcript has a single exon. The record is from RefSeq and is a predicted model, not a curated record. Bases 24 to 596 code for a protein of 190 amino acids.
AACCUAUUGUAAAAAAACUGAACAUGGUCUCUGUUAAAUUUCUUUCUAUUACUGCCUUAGCUGUAUGCUCCCAAGCAUUCCAAUUGUUACAUGACGAAUCUGGAUUCGCAAUCUUACCUCCAACAAAUUUAGUCUUGGAUAAUUUGAAACAAGCUGAACAACCAGAAAGUUCCGAGUACUACGAUGUUGUUUCCACUAUUAAUGACAAGGGAGAAAUUGUUCACGUUAACAUGAAAACCCACAAGACUAAACAUACUGGUCAUUUCAGACACAAGUACGACAAUUCCGCAUACAAAAACUGUGAUAUGAACAAAUUAUUCGCCAGAGAUGAUUCUGAUAGUGUACUCAAUGAAUGUUUCAAUGUCGAAUACGAUUGGCAAACCAGUCAAUGUGGUUUUGACUUUGUUGAUUAUGGUAAUGCUACCGAUUGUAGCUCCGAUGCUACCAAGUAUUCUUGUGUUGUUGGUGUUAUGAAGAGCUUUUCUGCCAGUGAACAAUUAAAGAAUAUGGAUGAUGUUCCUGCUCAAGUUAGAUGUUACCACAAGCUUAAAGACGCUCAAAAUGAUGGUGCUCAAAAUGGUGCUUGUGCUAAGUAAACAAAAAAAAAUAGUCAAUAAUAUUUACUAAUAUUCAUUAAUAUCUAUGUACAAAAUAGUAAGUGUAUUUAAAUAGCCACAUCACCAAUACCAAUAAUACCU